CAAAACCCCUCACUCGUGAAAUGUGCUAGUUAACAGUCUUUAUAGUGAACUUCUUUUAUAUCUUCACAUGUGAGAUGUUGGCUGGUUUAUACAUUUGUACUUAAAUCAUUACAACUACUACCACGACCAUAUACCUCCGGCAAUGAAUGUAAACAAAUUGCAUGUAGAUUCACCGGUGCGAAGAAUGCACAAUACGUUCUGCAAUGCUACACCUAUUUACCAACGCGAAUGGUAUUGUCACUCCGGCUGGUACGAUGUCAAGAACGCACGGUAUGGAGCCACGGUUCACUGCGGGGUGUGGUUCGUUUCAACAAGGGGAGGGCCAGGCAUUGUUCCUCCCCUCGUCAUAGAGUUCCCGCGGCCAGGUUUGACAUAUCAUGUAAGCUGCAGGGUAUGUUUGGGGGCACAAUUGACUAGUGUUAUGUGAGAGAUGCUCAUUCAACACCGUUAUAGAAAAUAUUUCAUUGGUUAGAUAUAGUGAUAUGACCAAAAGGAAAGUGAUACGCCAAUUUUAGCGAGCUAUUCUAUAAGUCAGAAUCUGGUCGAUUCCAGGUGUUAACUUCGCGCUAUUUCAGUUGACUGGCAUGACCAUAACAACGCCGCGGGUACUAUGUUCCAUGGGCACACGUCCGUCUGUGACUAGAGGUUGCUAUGUACUUUCACGGGGGAGUGGCGAAAGUUUUCUAAGCAUUCUGCAGAGUGAAAUAUAUGACAUCAAAUAUUCUAUCGACUCCUUUGACGAACUGUUCACCCACCACCACCGGUGUUCGGUGUCAUCGUAUUGAUUUGUACCCUUAAUUGCCCGAACUACUCUUAUAGGUGAUUACGAUUCCAGGGUUUAUUUUCUGGCGGACUUUAUUCCCAUCGCGUAGUCACUGGACAACACUGGAGUGUUUGUUAAGGUCCAACAGGCGGCGCUGUGUUAUCUACCUGCCGUUUGCUUUCCUCUACCGUAAAGUGACAUGGAUCGAUUGGCGGGAAAUCCACACUAGCUUUGUAUACUCUCCUGGAUCCGUCACGUUACAAAAUGUGCACAUGCCUGUGUUGUAGCGACGGGAAGGGGGAGGAUAGCACGUAACAUUUGUGUCGCGGCCAUUUCUGAGCGGGUAGAGUGACAUGGCGAUGUUUAGACAACCUACUCUGUACCCCGGGCCCUUACAUUGACAGCAGCUCACCGGGGGUCACCUGUCACAGAAUCUGAGACGGACCAGACAUGGCGGGAUUGAUGAACAACGACUUCUCGACGCUUUGGUCGCCAGCACAAACUUCACCAGACAAUGUACAACUGACACGAGUCGUCUUCUAGGGGAUGCUUUGACCUCUGGAUCCAAGAUGGCGGCCUCCGGAGGUGUCGAAUACAAGCCUAAAUCUAAGUCGUUCGACUAUCAGAUGUGCAAGAAGGUGGCUGAACUGACGCAGGUUGUACACAUGUUGUUCACACGCUGCCAUCAGAGAGAAGUGGAGAUAGACGCACUGAAACAUGCGUACGAAGAAGAAAUUACCGCGGUUAUUGAGGACGCCAAGGCCCGGAUAGCCAGACUAGAACAGGCCUUGGACAUCAUGAAACGGCGCGACGCUUCCGACGCCAACAGGGAGGCCAGCAAAGUCAGAGAGGAGCUUUUGAAACAAUUAAAAGAGCAAGAAGAGGCAUAUGAAAAGAAACUCAAGGAACGUGACUCAGAAAUAGAGGACGAGAAAAUGGAAAACUCGAGAUUAUCAGCUCUUUUGAAACAAUCUGAGACCGAAUUGGCCAAGUUACGGGAAGGAAAAACAAACGAGAGUUCUGCAAGAAGUAAGGAGCUGGAAGACCUGAAAUCGGAAAUCGCUCAACUAUCAGACCUAAAAAGUGAAUUAACUAGAAAUCUCGAAGGCAGCGAGGCCAUUAUCGGAGACUUAAGCAAGCAAUUGGAGGCAAUAGUUGAAGAGCACACAACGCGGACAAAAGAGUUAGAGGACGUGAAAGAAAGCCUUUUGGAAACACAGCAAAUAAAGGACAAGCUGUACACAAAGAACAAGCAGUUGGAAAAGGAGAUUGAAAGACUGAGAAGUCAGGGUAAGCGGGUGACACGGGAGAGCACCAGUGCCCAGGGGACUGGCCGCUCGGACACUGCCCAGUCUGUCCGCAGGCCGGACACCUCACAUUCCGUCAAAAGACCGGACACAUCACAGUCCACUAGGUCAACCUGUUCACCAUCCAGGGUCACUUUCUGGGACCAGCGAUGUGAGGUUGACCGACUGAGGGACGAAGUGGAAAGAUAUCGGCUCGAACUCAUCAACAGGGAGGGGAAUUUUAACCGAACGUUCUCGGAGUUCCAGCCGGUGUACGUGGAUCCCCGCUCCGCUGGCCGACUCCGCAGCGACUCGCCAGCAACCCUCAGGAUUCGGAGUUCUCAUCAGAGGAGGGACCAGCGGCAGAACGGAUACCAUGACAGGCCCAACACGGUUCACAGCAGCCAGCGCCUGCCGUUUUUCUCCCUGCAGCCUGAGGACCAGAACGGCAACGCCGCCUCGCGGAGUUAUCCGGGACUGUCCCAAAUCAGACAUCAAGUAGCCGCGCCAAAGACGAGACCGCUUGGCUAUAAACUUCUUACGGGCAAAGUCAUCAGCGACGUUAUGACGACGGACUGAAUUGGAGAAAGUGAUCUUCUGAUGUAUUGACAGAUCAUAUUACACACCCCUACGUAUAUUAGUAUCAAUUUCCGAACUGUAUUUCUGUAUUUAUGAUGUGAAACGUGCUGGUGAAUUCUACAUAGAAAAUAUUCAGUUCUUAAUUUAUGGUUCAUGAGGUGAGCGAUUGUAAGAAACAGUUGAUCGCAUCAGUUUUGAGCGUGAGAGGAGCGACCCCUAGCGUUUGAGGUAUACACUGCAUUGCUGCAUGCGGUUUGGCGUGCAAUAAAAUUCUUUGUUUAAUGGUA
Messenger RNA from Branchiostoma belcheri (Belcher's lancelet), 2915 nucleotides. RefSeq names its product protein FAM184A-like. Bases 1333 to 2628 code for a protein of 431 amino acids. The record is from RefSeq and is a predicted model, not a curated record. The transcript has 4 exons. NCBI's taxonomy places the organism in Eukaryota, Metazoa, Chordata, Leptocardii, Amphioxiformes, Branchiostomatidae.